GACGAAAAGGAGAAGACAAAUGUAAAAGGCGAUAGAAAACAUAAGCCUGGGUGAAAAUCUAAAUUGUUUGGCAAAUUUCCAUGUUAUUUUCUUAUGUACUGCUACUAAACUGAUUUUAAACCGAACUCAAAAUGGCCUGUCGAUUAUAUUCUAAAUUCAGCAGCAUUCCCGCUGUUAUCUCAUCGAAGUUAUUUGACGCAAGCACCCACUCUGCCCGAAAUGCAGCGACUAUGUCAGCUUUUGAUCUACAGCACAAGACUCCUGUGCAGAGAAAAACUAUUGCCGUCCCUAAGGCCCAAUACGGAGGACGGCACACAGUCACCAUGCUGCCAGGUGGGGGAAUUGGUCCUGAACUCAUGAACUACGUGAAAGAGGUUUUCAGAUCGGGUGGAGUUCCCGUUGACUUUGAGCUAGUUCAGAUUGAUCCUAAAAGCGACAGCAAUGAAGACUUGGAGUAUGCAAUCACUUCCAUCAAAAGGAAUGGAGUUGCUAUUAAAGGCAACAUCGAAACAGGAAGUUUAGACACUGGGGUCAUCAGUCGUAACGUAGCCCUGAGAAAUGAGCUCGACCUCUACGUCAACGUCCUAACUUGCAAAUCGUACGAUGGUGUUGUAGCGAGACAGAAAAAUGUUGACAUCUGCAUUGUGCGACAAAACACAGAGGGAGAGUAUGCUAUGCUGGAACACGAGAGUGCACGUGGUGUAGUAGAAACCAUGAAAAUUGUUACACAGCCAAAUUCAGAGAGGGUUGCGAGAUUCGCGUUUGAAUACGCCAGGAGAAAUAACCGUAAAAAAAUAACAAUUGUCCAUAAGGCCAACAUAAUGAAACUCUCCGAUGGCCUUUUCUUGGAGAUCGCACGCAACGUUGGCAAGGAGUACCCAGAUAUAGAGACUGGAGACAUGAUCAUUGACAACUGUUGCAUGCAGCUAGUGUCCAACCCACACCAGUUUGAUGUGAUGCUGAUGACCAACUUGUACGGAACUAUCGUGUCCAAUGUCAUCUGUGGUUUGGUCGGAGGUGCAGGACUUCUCUCGGGCAAGAACUACGGAGACCAUUAUGCCAUAUUCGAGCCUGGUACCAGGAACACUGGUACUGCGAUUGCUGGUAAGAACAUUGCCAACCCGAUCGCCAUGUUGAAUGCUGCAGUAGAUAUGUUGGAGCAUCUGGGCCAUCAGACACAUGCAAACCUUCUAUCUGCGGCCAUCAACCAAACUGUCAACGUAGACAAGAUUCACACACCAGACCUUGGAGGCACCGCUACAAGCACAGAUGUAGUUCAGAACAUCAUCAAACAUAUCCUUGAAGCGACAAAGUCAAUGAAGUGACGAGCUACGCCCGCAACGCUCUCUCGUCUUUCUGUAACCUUCUUCAAGGCGAGGAAGUUUUCUUCUCCAAACCGCCCUUGGUUUUACGUUAUUAUUUUAUUUGUCAGCUCGUAGUAAUUCUUUCAGUUCAAUUUGAAACUUAAUUUAACAGUCUCAAAUCAUUUGAAAGAUAUAUUUUUGAUAUUUAUUUAUUAGUUUGACUCAUAAACCAUUCAUACACCAAGCUCUGGACAUAUUGAAUUUGAAUAGUAAGACUGUUUUGCACUUUAAUUGUUACCAAUAGCAUAAUAAACAAUGAUGACAUUUGCCGUCAUUUCCUACUUUUAGCUGCUAAGUUAGUGUAUUUGAAAAGGUAUUGUUAUUAUUAAAAGUUAAUUUUUCUUGUUCCAGGACUAGACAUUAACGGAAUCUAAAGGUUGGUACAAAAAUUUAUUUUAAACCUUAAAACAAUAUGUUUUCUCCAAACUGAUACUGUAACAGUAUUAUUUCUGUAAAUGUAUUUAUUUCUCUUAACUCUUCUUUUACUUCUCUCUUGUUUUUUAUCAAAUAUAUGUAAAAAAUAAAUCAGUUAAGUUGUAUAAUGUA
Messenger RNA from Macrosteles quadrilineatus (aster leafhopper), 1910 nucleotides. Its product is annotated as isocitrate dehydrogenase [NAD] subunit gamma, mitochondrial-like. NCBI's taxonomy places the organism in Eukaryota, Metazoa, Arthropoda, Insecta, Hemiptera, Cicadellidae. The transcript is spliced from 10 exons. The record is from RefSeq and is a predicted model, not a curated record. Bases 132 to 1325 code for a protein of 397 amino acids. Gene Ontology annotation, cellular component: mitochondrion. Gene Ontology annotation, biological process: isocitrate metabolic process; tricarboxylic acid cycle.